GUUAAAUGUGUGUAAACUGUUUUUGUUUUGUUUUUUAUUUCUAUCAAAACUCCAUUACCCAGCAUGCUUUACUGCAACGCGCCGACUUAGUGUCGUAAAUCAUCCGCUCUGCUUUACGGCACAUAAUAAGCAAGUGUGGAGUGAAUUGAGUAAUGGCAGGAACAGACACGAGAUAGUCCACGAACUUGACAUUAUUCCUACAUUUAUCAGGUACCGGCAGCCGGACGGACGCCUGUCUUUGUCGUCGUUCGCUGUGAGAGGCUGAUUCCGACCCCGUUUUUCUGUCAUCAUAAUAACUGUAUGCAGUGGAAUGGCUGAAGUGCCGCCAGGGCCUAACGCACUGCCUUCAUCCCCGAGCGAGAUCACAGUACUGCCCGUGGACGGCUGCACCUUGCUGGGCAACGAUGAGGGACGGGACAUCCUCAGCCCCGGACAGGGACACCAGCACACCAGCGACCAUAAGGCGAUAGUCAAAUCCAACCAGAACAACGUGCACCCCAAUGCAUCAGCCUCCCAGUUCCACACAGCCCAGCUGAACGGGGUCCAGUGCAACCACACUCACCUCCAGAACCACGUCCAGCAACAUCGGCCGUCCGACAAUCAAAACGCCGCUUCUGAUCAUCACUUGGACGGAGUCGCUGAAACACAGGGCGAUCACACGGAAAACAACAAUUUAACGAGAAAUAAACGAUGUAGUGAUCUAACGCAGAGCCAAUCGCCGCCGAACAACGGGAUAAACUGCAAUGAUAGUAUGGCGAUAACGGAGAGCAGCUCUUGUCGAUUGGAGAAUGAUGUAAGUAGCAGGACUGGUUCGGUGGGUUCGGCUCGGAUGGACGGGGCAGAGUCAGGCCCGGGCCCGCAGCGGUCUCGAGUAGAGCAGGCGCCGCCUGACAGCGCUCUGGUGGCGGCGAUGUCGAGACUAGCGCUGGAGGAGCACGACGAGUCCAUCCGAUACGUGAGAUACGAGUCUGAGCUCCAGAUGCCCGAUAUAAUCCGACUCAUAACUAAAGACUUAUCUGAGCCCUACUCUAUAUAUACCUAUAGGUACUUUAUUCACAACUGGCCUCAGCUCUGUUUUCUGGCGAUGGUUGAGACGGACUGUGUUGGUGCCAUCGUGUGUAAGCUAGACAUGCAUAAGAAGAUGUUCCGUCGAGGAUACAUCGCCAUGCUCGCCGUGGACUCCAAAUUUCGCAGGAAAGGCAUCGGCACUAACCUUGUGAAAAAGGCCAUUUAUGCUAUGGUGGAGGGGGAUUGUGAUGAGGUGGUGUUAGAGACAGAAAUCACCAACAAAUCAGCCCUGAAACUCUAUGAGAACCUGGGCUUUGUCAGGGACAAGCGGCUGUUUAGAUAUUAUUUAAACGGAGUGGACGCACUUCGGCUUAAACUCUGGCUUCGCUAAAUCAAACUACGGGGUCCCUCAACUCUUUCUCCAUCCCUUUGGCCUCCUCUUCCUCCGCCCCAGUCCUUCGGCUCAGACCACCUGACUUCCCAUCAAUAGAAAGACACUCGACCUCUGCUGAGCCACAAAGGGGAGACUCUGAGGGAAAUUUCAACCAAUCAUAAUAAAGUGUUUUAAGAACUUUUUGUGUAAACAAAAGAGAGGUCAUUGCAGAAAAGAAAAAGAAGUCGGGUACUAAUAUGACAUUGACACCGAAAAGAAAAACACACGUCGGCUUCGAUGUUCAGAUGUCAAUAGCCUGGCUUAACACCUCCGUGUAUUUGCGUCAGGCAGUGGAGGCGGAUGGGCCGAAUGUGUCGACGGCAUUGGAGAAAUGAAUCGUGCCGAAAGCAAACAGUGCGCCACACUUAGUUGUUGUUUUUUUUGUCGUUUUUUUUAUGAACAAUCACAAUGCGAAGGAUGAAAAUGUGUUUAAACCGACUCAACGAAACUACUCGAAUCAUUUUUUUGUUUUACAAUUUAGUUUUUCUAAAAGAGGGUGCACGGGAGCAUUGCAGGUUGCGAUUGUGCCUGCUACUUUGCUUUGUUUUUGUGCGUACGGGGGUCUGUGGUUUAUUUUAUGUGUUUAUUUUAUGUUUUGGAAAACACUGAGCAGAGCCUUGUCUGCUUUAGAAGUUUGAUCUACGACAAACUAACACACACAGAUACAGAAACACUUUAACCUGAGUGCUGACGGCAUCUCUGCUCUUUUAAGUUGGUCUUAUUAGCUCACGUUUUGCCAUAUUGGUUUAUGUGGCUUGUGAUUCUGACAUAAGUGUUUUGUACAACUAAAUUAAAAUGAAUGAAAAUCAAUUACUAAAUGGCCUAAAAGGAGAGUAUUCCCUGUUUUUUUUUCCAGUACUUUUUUACCACAGACUUCAUUCAUAGAUGCUCCCUUUCCAUGUCUGAUACAAUGUUUGGAUAUUCGGAUAUGCUGAACUAGAGAAAUGAACCUCAAACAGACGCACUUCUCAUUUUUGCACUGAUUAGAUAGGGAAUUUGUGCUCUGUAUAUUUCCCUUGUCCGCCACUGCUUUAGUGGACCAGUAAAGGACAGACUACAGAUCUCACCAGCUCAGUUGCUCCGUUGGACUCAUGCAAAUAGUUGCUUUAAAGUCAUGAAACUAUGGAUGCUUUUUCCGCCUUGGAAUAAAAAAAAGAUAUUCACUCACAAUUAUGACUUUUUUUUUUUCCUUCGAAAUUGCGAGUUUACAUCUUGCACAAUUUCCCAAUGUAAAGAUGCAAUUGCGUGUAAUAGUCUUAAAUGCAAGAUAUAAACUUCCAAUUAUGACACUUUUUUCUCAGAAUCUCACAAUUCUGACUAUUACACGCAAUUGUGAAUUUCAGUUAGGAUAUUGGAAUUAUAUUUAUAACUCGCAAUUAUUGUGAGUUUAUAUCUGACAAUUCGGAGAAAAGUCUCAAUUGCGAGUUAUAACGUAAAAAGUCGCGUUUGUGAGAAAAGAAAUUUCUUUAUUUCUCUCAGUUGUGAGUUAUAAAGUUAGAAUUUUUACUGCGAUUUUGUAUCCCCCAUUAUUUUUUAUUCCGAGAUUUUCCGCAAUUGCGAGAAAAAAAAAGUCGUAAUUGUGAGUCGCGAUAUUUUUUUUUUAUUCCAUGGCGGAAUCAAGCUUCCAUAAAAUACAGAUUGGUUAUAUGCAAGACGACAAUGUUUAGAGGUGUUUUUAAAAUUGAAUGGAGGAAAUGUCCCGAGGUUCUUGUUUUUAUGGGUUUGUGUUUAACAGUAGUGUGCUGUGGCAGGUUGUACCAUCACGUUGUAUGUAAGUGUUUCUAUGUCAUUGCCAAUAGACCCCCAUUUUUGCUUUGCUGCUGGCUCAUAAGUUGUUCUUUGGAGAAAAAAAACACUUUGUUUUUUCAAGUUUGGAGUGGGAAACAGUUUCUUUUGAUUUGCUAAAUGUACAUAUGGAAGUUUGAUUUGUUGUUUUUGAUUGUCAACAGAAAAGAUCCCCAUAGAGCUGCUGCUCUCAAUUGUUCGAAGAUGGAUGGGUUGCUUUAUAAAUUUGCGCUUAAAUACACUGAUAUUGCUGAUGGAAUUACGGGAAGAGGAAUUUAUGCGUCUUUUGGUUGUUUUUCUGUUUUAUUGAAUUUUUUUUUAAAGCCCAAAUUGUAGUUCAUCUCCCAGAAAUGUAACGGUCCCAUCAAUUCCCUUUGUCAGUAAGGCUCAGGUGUUUCUAUUCAAUUCUCCUUUCACUAGUCAGGCGCUCCUUUCAAGGACCCAGUGGUUCUUAACAGCCAUCUUGUCUUUGAUUUCUUUGAUUUGGGUGGACAGUCAAUGUUGAAAUGGAAAUUUAAGAGCCUUGAGUAGCUUUCGUCCAAACAGACCAUCUACGUAAUUUAGCUUGUGAAUUUAGAUUUUGUCUUCUGUAGAACACACUAGAAGACAUUUUGAUAAAUCUGUGUUUUUUUUCCCCCUACAAUGCCAUUUGGGGUCAAAAGAACAUUAGAUUUAUAUUGUAUAGACAAAAAUGGUUGAAGCAUUCUUCAAAAUGUGUUCUGCAGAAGUUUGGACUGAUAUAAGGAUGAGUUUAAUAAAGGCAAGUUUCUGUUUUGAUGAACUAUCCUUUUAUUAAAUUUCAAUGCUUUUCACAAGAUGCCAACUUUGCCAUUCUAUGCUGCCCAUGUUUUCGUAUUGGAGAAAUGUUUUUUUUUUUUUGCAGUGCCCAGUAUCUGACUUUUGUGGUUUGUCACUGUAAGCUGUCCAUCAGCUUUAGACCGAACAGCUGGCAGGUUCUAGCUGGGUAAGAUCACAUAUUUAGAUGAUGUGGACACUAAUCUGACUGGCUUCUGUUUUGGGGAAUCAUUCAAUGAUGGGACUAAUUUUGAAUCUGCACUUGUGGCUAAAUAUCACCCUUGUAAACGGUGGAUUUUAUGUUGUAGUUAGUGUAACUCUUGUACUUUCAGCUGAUGAUUUGGACGAGUGAGAUCUGCACCUCUAACAUGGAUCCAUUUUGCUGGGGGAAGAGCGACCGUUUGCAUGUUGAUGAACAUUUUCUCCACCCUUGUUUCUCCCACUUUCACCCCUGACAAAAUGUCUUGCAAAAGUUUCUUUGUUUUCAAGUGGACAACAGACCUGGUUUAAAAAUUAUAAAUAAAUUAUUUGAUUUUUAAGCAAA
Pimephales promelas (fathead minnow) is the source of this 4565-nucleotide messenger RNA. RefSeq names its product N-alpha-acetyltransferase 30, NatC catalytic subunit (gene naa30). Lineage: Eukaryota; Metazoa; Chordata; Actinopteri; Cypriniformes; Leuciscidae. Gene Ontology annotation, molecular function: protein-N-terminal amino-acid acetyltransferase activity. The record is from RefSeq and is a predicted model, not a curated record. Gene Ontology annotation, cellular component: NatC complex. Gene Ontology annotation, biological process: N-terminal peptidyl-methionine acetylation.